Acanthaster planci (crown-of-thorns starfish) is the source of this 2553-nucleotide messenger RNA. RefSeq lists its product as uncharacterized. NCBI's taxonomy places the organism in Eukaryota, Metazoa, Echinodermata, Asteroidea, Valvatida, Acanthasteridae. The record is from RefSeq and is a predicted model, not a curated record.
UUUAUGCGCGUUGUGGGGGUCGUGUCAGGUUUAUGUCGUACCAUAGAGCAAUUGUCCAAUCGCAGACUUUCGUUAACCCAUCCCUAAAGAGGUGAUAGGGUUUUAGCAAGCAUGGGAAAAUAACCAAUGAGCAAUAUGCUUGGCCGGUCGGAGGUAUUCUUCUCAGAGGGACAGUGAGCUUGCUUCGACUGACACUCCUUGUUGAUUUCCGCUGUGUGUUCAACGGAACAAUACGCGUUGAACUCAGGGAAGACUGUCAAAAGUCAUUAUAGCAGAAACCCAAAGCUCGAAAGGCUGACAGCUCAAGAGAGAAUCAUGCCAGCGCCGUAUUUCUCCACCCCUGCCUCGGUGAAAGAUUACGCCGACUCCAAGAACUACCAGAAAUGGAGCGGAUUCAUUGGUGGCGCAUUUAACGAUACGAUCAAAGUGGAAGAAAAAACUGUUGGUGUGGGGAAAUGCCAGUUCUACAACCCGGAGGUCAAGCCGGCUGGGAGUGACAGAGUUACACAAAAAGUGACAUGGAAUGGUUUUCCACGCCGUCUGCAGCAAGAUUUUCCGGACUCGUACCUAGAAGUUGCUGACAAGAAAGACGGGUGGCCCUUCAACGGUGAAGAAUACAAGAAAGCCAGAAACCAAGAUGAAUACCUAGAGUGGUAUGUGUACAAGAAUGCCGAAGGGAAAAUAACCCGAAUUGAUUUCACUUGUGAGGGACCCGAAUAUUGGGACUUCUUGUUCCAGUGGGAACCAGAGACUUGUCUGGCCCUCUACCAACGCUUUGUCUCAGCUGAUGUCAAGAUGGAAGAUCUCUACACCACAGAAGGAGGGGAAAAGGUGUACAACAUUUACAACAAGUGGAACACCACUGAUGGCUGUAUGCAUCUUAACUGCCCGCCGAACUCUCUUGGAGCUGAAAUCAGACUUGCUGGAGAUGCGUCUAUCAUCCGCGAGAAAAAUGGCAGGACGAUCACGGACUCCCAGGAACUGAUCAACUGCUCCAAGUACGGGCGGGCCGACCGUAACAGUGACCCUCACAUUGGCUCGGCUUGCAACACCCUGUGCCGUCAAGGCAUGCGGAUCAGCAUUGCUAACCCCGUGUGCUUGUUCAUUGCUGAGGUCAAGACUGCAGGUUGGACCACCCCUAACGGGGACGAUGCAUCCAAGUAUAUGAAAUUGGUCCGUGGAACUGCAGAGCAAGGCCUCCGGUACACCUUGGAGGUGCCCUCUUCUGAAGGCUUCACCGUGGGCGACAUCAUGAUAGCCGGUGAGCCCAUCCAAUUUGGCGGAUCAGUGGCUUUCUUGAUGGACGUGGGACUGAUAGCCGAAGCUUGUAAAGAUUCCCAGGGAGCCCAGCCGGCCUAUCCUUGUGUCUGCGCCGAGUCACAGCUCCAGGCCUCUUUGUUCGCCGUGAGCGCAUCUCUACCUGAGCUGAAGACCAAGGCGCACUACUUUACGCGCGGCUACAAAGCUAACUAAUUCCAGGCCAAAUACCAUGGUCGCAUCGAAAACAUGGCCACUGCACAUUCAACCUUUACUAUUUGGCUUAUUAACUGAAAAAAAGUAAAAGAGUGUUGUGAUACACACCUUGCCUCGCUAUUUACUCCAGUGUUCUUUAAACAUCCAUGAUAGAUAUAUCAGCCCCUUUUCGGCAGCUUUUUGUUAUAGUAAAUCAGCCUGCUUUUAUCAAGUGAAUGAUUAAUUUGCGAAUCUGAUAUUUAAAUUUCUAGCGAUUUAAUUAAAGUUACACAGUGUUGCCGUUGUCAGUCGGCUUUUCAUAGAAUUAAUUUUGCGAAAGUUGCCUUGUAAUUUAAGUAGCCGUUUUGUUGCAUGCAACCAUGUAGUCAUUCUGGAAUAAAACGUUGUUAUCUGUAACCUUUGUACACAUUUAGAAGUUUACCCCUUCAAUAUACAGGCAGAAUUUAAAUUUUACCUUAUGAUAAGAACUGACUUAAAUGUAGUAACAGAACCACGUUACCAAUUAGUGAGCAGUAUAUAGAGGGUAUAAGUAAUUUUAACGAUUUUUUUUUAAAUGUUAAACGUUUGGUCAAAGACAUAUAUCACGCCAUUUCACCAAUAAUGAGAGAAAAAAUGUCCAGCUAUUCCUGCAUUAUGGACUGAGGCUUAAAAAAUUAACAUCUAAUCAAAGAAAGUAACGAUCUUAUAGAUCUUAUGAGUAUGACAGAAAGAUUGUGGAUUGGCUCUUUUUUAAAUAAGAAACAAUAAACUAAUAGAUUACUGUCAUUGUUGAAUAGUAAAUCACAUUGCCUGAACUUGUAAACUUUUCAUGGAAAAAAAUGCAAGAAUGUAUAGCUUUUGUGAAUCGCAUUUGGUAAAAUUUAUAGUAAAAUUUAGAAACUGUACUACUCAAUAGUCUGACACCUACAAUGUGAGCUAAGCGUGCAACUGGCGUGUAACAGGUAGUCUUUAUACAAUUUUGAAGGACCACCCACUAUGCUGCAACUGAGAUCACUCGGUAUGAAAUGUGUGGACUGAGAGUUCAUAUUAACAAAAGCCCACGGUGUCACGGAGCAUACAUUAAACUGAAGUAUUUUUCUC